Messenger RNA from Athalia rosae (coleseed sawfly), 1934 nucleotides. It is a transcript of the gene Cwc25, whose product is annotated as pre-mRNA-splicing factor CWC25 homolog. Bases 379 to 1890 code for a protein of 503 amino acids. Gene Ontology annotation, biological process: mRNA splicing, via spliceosome. The record is from RefSeq and is a predicted model, not a curated record. Gene Ontology annotation, cellular component: U2-type spliceosomal complex. Lineage: Eukaryota; Metazoa; Arthropoda; Insecta; Hymenoptera; Athaliidae. The transcript has 6 exons.
CCUCAAUGGACAUAAACCGAAACUAACAUAUACGUAAAUAGAACGGCACAAACCGUGAUCGGCAAUGAUCGGUUGCGUUGCUGGACGGAUUUUUCCGCAAGCUUCGUCACUUAAAUUCGCCACCAGUUUUCAUGGUACACAUCUGGUAGUUUAACAUCUAUCCGCUUGUUUUUCCUGAAUCAAAAUUACACCCCAUAACCUCCGGUCCUAGCUCAAUUAUGUUCGGAAGCCUCGAGUGACGCGAUUUUGUGUUAUUUAUUUAUUCAUUUACUGGUACCUAUGUAGAACUUAUAGCUACUUACGAAUUGCAGUAAUAGUUUUUGGACUUGCUUAGCGACGAAUAUUCUUUACGUUACGAACUGAUCAUCCAUCAGAGCCAUGGGAGGAGGAGAUCUGAACCUGAAAAAGUCAUGGCAUCCAUCGACAAUGAAGAAUAUGGAAAAAGUAUGGAAGGCGGAACAACAGGACAAUCAGGAGAAAAAACGGAUAGCCGAAUUGAAGCGAGAAAUCGAGAUGGAAAAGGAUAAAGAGGAUAUGACCAAGUACGCGAUGGAACAAGGAGUCAUAGAAAAAAAGGAGGAUAAAAAAUUAGACUGGAUGUAUCAGGGACCAAAUCAAAUGUUGAAUCGUGAAGAUUACCUCUUAGGGCGAGCCAUCGAUAAACCAUUUGAGCAAAUGGCACAGGCUGAAAAAGAAACAGAACAAAACAGAGCACCCAAAAAUCAUGUAGAAUAUGAAUGUAUACCCCCAUCUUUACGGUAUUUCUCUGGCAAUGAACAAGUAGAUUUAGCAAGAAAGUUGCAAGAGGAUCCUCUUUAUGCCAUUAAGAAAAAAGAAAUGGAAACUCGCAGUCAGCUUCUGAAGAAUCCGGUAAAAUUGAGACAGCUCAAACAACUGUUGGAAGAGCGUGCGAAAAAAAGUAAAGUUGAAAAGAAGCAUAAGAAAAAGAAAAGUAAAAAGAAAAGCAAACAGGAUACAAAUGACAGUAACAGUGAUGAAGAUUUAGACAACUUACUUACUGCAAAGUACAACAAGCUGAAGGGUAAAAUCAGUGAAAAAGAUCUUUUGAUGUCUAUGAAAAAACUCAAAAAAGAAAAAACAAAAAAGCAGAUGAAGAAGAAAGCAAAAGAUACUGCAAGUUCUAGCAGUUCGUCCGAUUCGGAGGAAGCCGAUGACAGUGAUGAAACUGAAAGCAAAAUCAGAAAACGGGCUGAAGCGAAACGCAGAAGGAGACAUAGUGAAAAUGAAGAAGAUCGAUCCAACCAUCGAUAUCAUAGGACUGGCACUGCAAGCAGUGAUACAAAAAAGGGGUACGAUCGAGCGGAUCGAAGUCACAGAAAUUUUAACGAGGAUGAAGAUCGGCUUCAAAAUAAAUCGCGUAAGAGGGAUCGCGGCACAAGUUCAAGGGAUACUGGGAAAAAGUCAAGCAACUCUGUUAAAACUGAGGUAGAGGAAAGUAACAGCGAUGACCGAGAAAAAUGGAAAACUUCCAAGGGCAAUUAUGGUCUCAUUAGAUCUGAUGGUACUAAACUUUUGCCAUCUGCAAAAUCUAGUCAUUUGGAUCAGACGAAACCUCGGGAUAAAAAAGUGGAGGAGAAACGAUGGGUACCACCUAAACGAGAGAGGCUUACAGAGGACGAGAAGGAAAAACGAAGACAAGAAAUGAUGGUGAACGCAUCAUGGAGGGACAAAGAAAGGGAACAAAAUGUGAGAAGAUAUCGUGACGAAGAAAAACGAGAAGUAACGGAUAGGACUUACAACAAAGAAUUUAUAAGAAAACAACUAGCUGUAGCUGCUGAAGUAGGAACCGUUGAGUCGAGGAUCAAAGCAAAUAUGAAUAACAUUCAACGGUCGAGACGUGCCAUGGACACUAACUUUGCAAAAAGAUAGUUUUUAGAGAAAGAUUAUCGAAAUAAAUUUUUUAUUAAUAAUAA